AUGGAAAGUUAUUUGGAGUCUGUUCUGCAUACUGUUGUUGAAUGCUCUUCAAUAGCUUCAAUCUGGGCGAAUGGUUUAGGGAAUUUGGAGGCUGAUGUUCCUGAAUUUCAGAAUGCCAGUAUCUCUUCUGGACUCCAGGUUACUGAUGACAGCAAUGCUAUUCAUGGCAAUUUGCGUUUGGAGAUCAAAGUGUUGUUGGAGGAAAUUUCUCAUUCUAAAGUUCCACUACACACGAGAAGAGUUUCGUAG
Messenger RNA from Dovyalis caffra, 249 nucleotides. NCBI's taxonomy places the organism in Eukaryota, Viridiplantae, Streptophyta, Magnoliopsida, Malpighiales, Salicaceae. The record is from the annotation of a GenBank genome assembly.